UUCAUAACGUCCCUCUCUCUGGGAAAGUACAGUACAAGGUAGCCAGCACUAAAUCAAGGGUUUUGACUAGUCAGUUCCCUUUUUCCCUGUUAUCUUUCAAAAUACUUAUUUUCCCGCUGCCCUUCAGGAGAUUACACAGUUCUGCAGUUCAGUCUCUGAGAGCUUUACUGAUUUAUCAUCCUACUUAAAAUAAACAGUGAUUCUUAUAUUUCCAAAGAAAACCUCAAGAUCUGGACUACCGUGGAAGACAUCUCCACUGAGGCACAUCCCUAACUUGACAGAUGGGGAAUGACUACAAGAAAAUUAUCCUGCUAAAAGGAUUUCAGCACAUCAAUGAUAAAUGUUUUAACAUGAUUAAGUCUUUACUGGCUGAGGAUUUAAAACUGAAUAGCAAAAUGCAAGAUGAAUACGACAGAGUUAAAAUUGCUAACUUGAUGGAAGUGAAGUUCCCAGGACCUGCCUGUGUUAACAAGCUAAUAGAGUUGGUCAAAGAAAUAGAUGAAAUUAAAGACCUUGCCAAAACUCUUAGAAAUGAGAAGUUAAAAGUUUUAAAGAAAAACAAGGAAAAAGGAGCAACUCCAGUGCAAAAACGCAAGCAGGAUAAGUCCAGUCUUGGCCAAUCCACAUCCACCGCAAGUGAAGCUUUGGGACCUGAAUCAGUCAAGGAUACACCUGUGAAGAAAAAGAAAACCACCAAAACUAAUGAAUCUAAGAGGAUGAAGCUAACCGAGGAGCAGAGUCAGCUUCCAGGAUUGUCAGUAACGAGCACAACGUCAACCGCGCGCCUUCCCAAGACUCCUCAGAUGCCUCCACCAAAGCCAUCCAGCAGUUCCUCAACCAAGAAAAAAAGUGACACAGUCACCAAACCUAAGGACGUAAAAGUAAAGAUGAUAUCUCCUAAGCAGAGUCAGCUUCCAGGAACUUCAGCAACCAGCUUGUGCCCAACUGUGAGCAGUAAGCAGAUCACUCCAAUGUUUCCACCGACACCAUUCCGCAAUUUCUCAAGCAAGAAAGAAGAAACUGCACGUCUUUCAAUUGGAAAAAUAGAAGACAUAACCACUAGAACUGCUGACCCCAGGAUGAAACUAUCCCCGGAGCAGAGUCAGCUUCCGGAAAUUCCAACAUGCAGCAAAAUCACAAUUGAGAAUUACUUCCAGGCUCCUCAGAAGCUGCCACCAACCACAUCCAGCAGUUCCUCAACUAAGAAACCAAGAUUGAAGUCUGUACCUAAAGAAGCUUCCAGAGAGGAGGGCUUCCAGAGGGGCCCCAAAGAAGUGAUGGUGCUGAAGGCAACGGAACCAUUUACAUAUGAUGUCACAGGAAGCAAGGAGAUGUUCCAUGCCACAGUGGCUACUGAGAGUCAGUUCUUCCAAGUGAAGGUUUACAAUGUUGCCCUGAAGCAGAAGUUUAUCCCCAAUAAAGUCAUUGCCAUAUCAGAUUAUAUUGGCCGCAAUGGGUUCCUGGAAGUGUUCAAUGUCUUAUCUGUGUCUGAUGUUAACCCUGAACGAAAGAUGGAGAUCUCUAAAAGCCUAAUUCAAAAGGCAAAGGCAACUCCUAAAAUCAGUCAUCUUCAUCUGCAAGACCCAGGAACAUUUGUGAAUGGGGUUUUUCUGGUGCAUAAGAAGUGGGUAUGUAAAGAAUCCAUAUAUUAUGUAAUACAAGAUGAUACAGGAGUGAUGGAAGUCAUGGUUUAUGGACAGCGGCUGACCAGUAUCAACUGUGAAGAAGGUGAUAGACUCACACUCGUGUGCUUUGAAUUGGCAAACACUGGGAAUAAGAGGCAGCUGAGAUCUGUAAUUCAUAGUUUCAUCAAGGUCACCAAGGUCAAGCAAAGAACAACCACACAAUCCUGAGUCAUAUAUGGAAACCUGCUCAGAGCUGUUCUUCUAAAAACUUGGAUGUCAUUAAUAUUGAUGUUUAUGGAACUAAGAUACAAUUAAAGCAAAAAUGUGUGUAUAUAUAUACAUAUAUAUAUACACAGAAACAUAUAGUGUACUAUAUUAGCUGUUACUUGUUAGGAAUGAAAAGCUUUUCAUUUUUUUAUACUUUUCUGUAACAUCUAAAUGUCACAUUUUGAAUCUAUAACUUUUAUAACUUGGAAAAAAAUAAAUAUUAUACUUUUCUUUCAUGAAGGUAUGUACCCCUAGGAGUCUAAUUCAUUGUUUUGUUGCUUAAAAGGAAAUAGUCAUCUAUGGCCUGAAAAUCAGAUAGAGACACCUAAGCCUCAAGCAAUAUUUGAAUUUAUACUUUGUGUGUGAUCUUUAUAGGAUAUAACUCUGGUCAAGAAUGAACAGGUUGAGCAAGCUGUGCUCAAAGAACCCAGGAGGACAGCAGACCAACUGAAAUUCCAUCCGUCCUUUAAUUGCCAGCCCCCAUCCCAGGGUGGAGCUGCUUUAGUAAAACAAUGUAAACUUUUCAGAAUUGACCUCCUGGAGGGGCCAGAAUUGGGUAAUUUGCUGACAAAAUAAGGCAGCUUUUGGCUAUUUGCCAGAAGUCACUAGUACAUUUUGAAAGUAACUCUAGCCCCUCUGAUGUGAAAUAACUGGUUCCACUUAUUUAUUCAGGUACCAGCAGCUCAGUAGUUCUCCAGUUAUACUUCAUGGUCCGCACAUGUGUGGAUCCGAUGAGAAAGUUGCUCCAGGCAAAGACUUGGAUUAGGCAAACACUGAAGAAUAAUUAAUUUACUUUACAGUACAGUGGCAGAAAGUAACUAACACUGAUUUUACAGUGUGUUCUUUUACAUUUAUUUUUUUGAGGUACAGUUGAUUUAUAAUGUUAAUUUCU
Messenger RNA from Dama dama (fallow deer), 2784 nucleotides. RefSeq names its product interferon-activable protein 203-like. Gene Ontology annotation, molecular function: double-stranded DNA binding. Gene Ontology annotation, biological process: cellular response to interferon-beta; activation of innate immune response. The record is from RefSeq and is a predicted model, not a curated record. The coding region runs from base 282 to 1853 and encodes 523 amino acids. NCBI's taxonomy places the organism in Eukaryota, Metazoa, Chordata, Mammalia, Artiodactyla, Cervidae. The transcript is spliced from 9 exons.